AAUCCUACCUUUCUGUGUGGGGCCGGAAGUUGUGAGGAGCCGGCGAGAUUUGGUACUAGAAGGACAUUUGGGGUUGAAAGAUACUGGCAUUAGCAACGUGGGAUAAGUUUGAAGAUCUUCUGUCAAAACUAUGAAAGCGAUAGAAAAGCAGUCGGACAAUAUUGACAGUUGAGGGUUUUUUUUCAGGCAGCGGAACGGGUGCUGAAUUUCUGUUGUACUGACUAGACGCGUGGUACUCAUCUCUCUGUAGAAAUCGGUCCGGUGCAUACACUUGUGCGGUAUUGCGGGGAUUUGUCCCAAGAGUCGUUUUACUUCAGAAUAUUGUAGGCUGGGCAGGCCUCUCCCACUUUUGUGCUAAAUGGGUAACGUGUUCGCUGCCAGCUCCCCACCUCCACAGUCUGCUGUGGUGGGACCUAGCUCGGGGCUGGUUUCUGUACCACCUGGAUUCUCCAUGCCACCAGUUAGUGGACUAAUAAAUGCAUCCAACAAGGAAGCAGCAGAUCAAGAAGACAAGUUACCAAACCCUGGCACAUUUGAGGAAUGUCAUAGAAAGUGUAAAGAGGUCUUCCCUGUGCAAAUGGAGGGUGUAAAGUUAACGGUCAACAAAGGCAUCAGCAGUUACUUCCAGGUGAAUCACACGGUAGCUCUCAGUACAGUCGGAGACUCUAAUUAUCAUUUUGGCGCCACCUAUGUUGGAACAAAGCAGAUUAGCCCUACAGAGACAUUCCCAGUGAUGGUUGGCGAUAUGGACAAUAAUGGAAGCCUGAAUGCCCAAGUGAUUCAUCAGCUAACAGACAGAGUUAGAUCAAAAGUUGCAUUCCAGACCCAGCAGUCUAAAUUUAUGAACUGGCAAGCAGAUGCAGAGUACAGAGGAGAUAAUUACACAGCUGCUCUGACGUUGGGGAAUCCCGAUAUCUUUGUAGACUCAGGUAUCAUUGUGGCACACUAUCUGCAGAGCAUCACUCCAAGCCUGGCACUGGGAGGGGAGCUGGUAUAUCAUCGCAGGCCAGGAGAAGAAGGCACUGUUAUGUCUUUGGCUGGCAAAUACACAGCCAAAGACUGGAUUGCAACGGUGACAUUAGGACAAGCUGGAGCUCAUGCUUCAUACUACCAUAAAGCAAGUGAACAGAUGCAGUUAGGGGUGGAGUUUGAAGCAAACACACGGAUGCAGGACACAACUUUCUCAUUUGGUUACCAGCUUGACCUGCCAAAAGCAAACCUUCUGUUUAAGGGUUCUGUGGAUAGUAACUGGAUUGUUGGUGCCACACUUGAAAAAAAACUUGUCCCGAUGCCUCUGACUUUAGCCAUGGGUGCUUUCAUUAACCACAGGAAAAACAAAUUCUCCUGUGGAUUUGGCCUUACUGUUGGCUGAACUUUCAGAAAAAUCUGAUUUUUUGGACGGUUUCUUGUGAUUUUUUUUUUUAUGGAAUUUGUUGGAACAGUUUGAAAUGCUGUCAGGGUGGCAGAUCACUUUUGACAGUAACUAAUGCCUCGAGUCAGUUUGGAUUGAUUGUCUGGAUUUUCUUUCUGUGCUUUGGUUCUCUGCUAUCAUGUCCCUUUAAACUGACAACCUUGGCAUUCCCAGGUAGGUUUCCAUUUGCUGGUAUGGUUAUUGAGCCAAACUGAUGUCACAUGUCAGUGGUUGUGUAGUAAGGCUGUGUGCUGCUGACUGAGCUGAUAAACUUGAAUAUCCUUGGAACAGCUCCUUUAUUUCUUUUCCAUUCUUAGCAUCUGUCUCUCAAUUUUAAUUUCCUGUCCACUGACCGUCAUUGCACCACAGCUUUUUGUGGAGCUUUGUUACAGUGGUUAUUCUGUACUGUCUGUUCCAUUCCUGUUUAGCCUACUCCUUCAUACUAUGUAUGAAGUUGCUGAUUCAGGAAGACCCGUACUUCAUGAGAUCUAUUCAAAUGCUGAUUUUGGGUCAGUACUAAUGCUUUAUCUGUCCCUUUGUUGCAUCCUUUGCUUUUUCUUUCUCAAGCAGCUAUGAAUAGUCCUUGUGACAUUUGCUGUACCACUGGUUUGAGCCAUAUAUUUUGAGGUUCUAUCACCCUCUCUAUGAAGUAUUUCUUCAGGUUUAGCGUGAUCUGUCCAUUUUCCUGCUAUCUGCCAGAUUUCCUGUCUUUCUCAUUCCUCUUCAUGUCAGUCUGCCGCUUGUCAUAACCAAUGCAGUGCAUGCGGUUAGUCUCUCUUCAUACCCAGACACUUUCAUUCCUGUUGCUGUUCGGUGACUGCACAUUUACUGAUUUGCCUUCCUUUAUGAAGAAUUGUACAUGGUUCCCCAGAUGUAGAGUUUUUAGUGCUCUCUUGAAGAGGAAUGAUGACCUCAACAUAUGUGGAGUCUACUUCCUGUGACAUGCAUCCCAUCUUUUUUGUCUGCUACUACUACUAAUGCUGUCUAACUCAUGUCAGUGUUGAAAUGAUGACAGGCAUGAUUUACUCAGGAUUCCCACAGUCCACAGUAAAUCCCAUCUGUGCACAGAGUGCAAACUGCUGCAGGUUUGUGUGUAUCUCAGUCAUCUUAUGUCUGCAUGUAAUCUGAUCUUGCUGUUCAUCACUACAGUGAUAACUAACAGAUGUAUCUUAGACUCACACCUUCGUCUAUUAAACAAGACUAGUUUCUGCACUGAGCUAUGUUGCAUAGACCCACACAUUGGUUUCAGCCAGACAGCCACUUGAUGGCAUGUUUUUGGACUUCAUAUUUCUUAAUUUUUCUAAGAAAAAAAAACUGUUGUGUGGUAAGGUCUCAGAGGCAUUGCUGACAUUAGAAGUACCGCAACUGUAGGGUCCCUCUUGUCCAUCACACUGACUUAUUCACAGAACCAAAUCUGCAUUAGUUGGACUGCAAGGCCUCUGCUUUUUUUAUAGCUCUGUUUCUCAAGAUAAUUAGUUUUCAAAAUCUCUUCAAUCUGCCAUGCAGAAGCUUUACUGUAACGUUCUUGGAAUGGAAGUUAGGUUAGCAGGCCUGUAAUUAACUUGAGUCCCUCUACUCCUUCGACACAUCCUUACCCCUUACCCCAGUCUUGCGGCUGUUUCACAUACUGAAAGGCUGUCAUGUGUUGCUAUUAGUUUAUUGAGCACACCUGCCAGCUCUUAACUUCUGGGAGACGGCUCAUCCCGACUGGUCUUAACUUCUUAUAGUGUUCUGUUCCUUCUCUGUUCUAUAGUUGUUGUUUCCCCUCUGUCACCAUCCAUAAACAGCUCUUCCCUCUGAUGAUAAAGCUUUGCCGUACCUGUCCUAUGUAAAUACAGAUGUGAAGAGCUAGUUCUAGAAUUUUGCCUGGAAUGCAGCAUUUUGGAACUUCAGUCUCUACUUUGUGUAAAUUGUUGUGAUUACUCUGCCUACAUUCUCGAGAAUGUGUUAAUUGUAUUCCCUAGCCCACUUAGCACCAUCCCCACCAUAUCUUCCUGCAGUACUUUUCUUAUUCUGCUAGAUAAUUUUAUUUUGUUUUUUUUCCCCAGUCUUCACAGACCUUUUUCUUUCCCAUGCUAUCAUAUUUUUCACCUUCCAUCCACCCAUAUAAGCAUAUUUUUCAUCUUUCCUUAGUUCUUCCAGUUUGUAGUGCAAGUAUCGCUCUUCCUCUUUAGUCAGACUUGUUAACUUUCUUCCUCCGCUUUUUUUUCCCUGGUACAGGAUUUUUUCUUCUCCUUCACUCUCUUCUUAAUGCAUUUGUACAUUGGCACCAUAUUCAUUUCAAGUCACCUUUUUGUGCUUUUAUCUUGAAGGACAAGAAACUGCUCUUUUCUAUCCCUAAUCUGUGAGUUUUUCCUUUGUCCAAUCACCCCUCUAGGGAUGAAGGGGAAAAAACACUUGAUCGCUGUUGUGCAGAUUCUCUUACCUCCGCUACCAUUAGGAAUAGGUGAAGGCUCUUAGCUUUCCUGCUUUGCAAAUCUUGUGUGUGUGUAAGUUUGGUCUUCAUGUAAUUUGCUCUUUUUUCCCCUUCUUUCUUGCAGAUAAUAUGGACACUGCACUGCUGGAAAAUUGAUUCCCACUGAAUAGUUCUCAUACUUUUUUUCUUAAUUACUAAUCGUGCUCGUUUCUGAGCCUGUAGUUAUCCCUUUCUGCAUUUGGUAGUUGUUGGCCCUUCCUUCCCUUCUUAUUUGAAAAAGCAGUUAAUCUUUAGUUUUGAUUUUACAGUGCCUUUUUAACCACCCAAAUGCAUAUUACUAGCCCAUAAUUGCCCCGUACAGCUCAUGUCCCCUUGUAUAGGGUCCAAGCCCAAGUAACAGCAUAUUCCAUCCUCUAACCCAUUUGAUGCCCUUCAAGAGUGUAGUGUCUGUCCCAGAGUAUAAUGGGUUGUGUUGGCAUUGUAAUUUUGUUAACUUCCCAUUUUUCUGGCUCUUACUGAGUAUGAGGUACUGCAGUUCACUGUAGCCGAUAUGAAGAGACUGAGGCAGUGGAGGUGAAACAUUUGGAAAGACUUCCUGUUUGUUCUUUUUGUAUUGGCAACAUGACCCUCCACAUAACUGUUCAUAUUUGGUAAGUGGCUUAUCUGAAAAGAAUUGCUAAGCUUAGUUUGUUCUUGAAAUCAGUGAUGUGUAAAAUUAGGCAAUGGCUAAAAUUCCGUAAUAUCUCUGCGAGCUGUGUUUGUUGAUUACACCUUAAGUACUACAGCCUGAGCAUUGUAAAAUGUUUCAUAUUUGGUAGCUAUCUGAAAUUUGUCUCCAUCUUGUAUGUUGGUUUGGUUGAUGUAGUAAGAUUGAAUUUGCUUCUUUUAUCUGCUUCCCACCCUUUUGUGUGACAUCUUUGAACAGGCUUUAUUUUGUUAUGACUUCAUACUGUGCUCUGACUGAUUUCAGUGUUGUGUAGCUCUUAGACAUUGCAUUUUUCUUUUGUUGUACAUGUCAUUCCCUGUGCCGUUAUCCAUGCACCUUCUGGUGAUGUCCUGAUUUUUAUGCCCUUCCUUUGAUUGUCGUGUGCUUUCAUGGUUUCCUUUUCUCCUUUUAAAAUUGCAGUAUUGAUAAGUUGCUGCUGUGUGUCUCAACCAGCAGAUGGCAGAACAUCCUCACAGUGAUAUGCUGUGUAUGUUUAAAAGGUUCAUGGCCUUUACAUGUGUUCAAAACCUUUACAUUUUAGUAAUGAAAAUUGACAAAGCUCAUUCCCAAAAAAACGUUUAACUUCAUUUGGAGUGUCUUUAUCAGUUCUUGCAGUUGGACUGGAGAAUAUUUUAUUUUGCUGCUGUGUGCUCAGAGUCAAAAUGAGUACCUCUUCUGUAAGAUGAAGCUAUACUGUAGCCCAUUUGUACAUUUGUUUUGAAUGUGCAUCUAGGAGAUCCUGCUUCUUGCAGAAAAUUAUUUGACUUCUGAACAAAAAUAAUUAUGUCAAGAGGACUUGUUGUUUCCCCCCCAAGAAACAAUGCAGUUAAAAGUAUGUGUAUCUGGUCAUUCUUUGUUUAUGCUAGGAAGUAGAGUUGUUUCUGGAAUUAUGCUUUAAAGAUAUCUGAUGUUAUUAAGGGUAGUACACUUAAUGUUUUCCUUGGAUGGAGUUUAGAAAAGAUCAUAUGUACUUUUUUUGCCCCACCCCUCAUGCCUGCCAGUCACCAUACCCUGUUGGUCAGUCAGCCCAUAUCUCUCAACAGAAGAUGCAAAGGUCAGCUAAGAGGGGCCAUCAGGGGUGGUUUGAGAUUUUUUUUCUUCCUUAGUGAUUGCCCAGUGACAGGCCGUAAGUGGAGCAUUAUUGCAACCCCCCCCCCCCCCCCCCCCCCCCACAACACGCUCUCUUCUGCCGUGGAGUGACAUCAGCAGGACUAAUUGCCCACUUUUUUUUAAACCUGGUUUGUCUACCAGGGAAAGCAACUCACACAACUGUGUCCCUGGGUAUGCAGUCCUCUAGGGCACUCCCAUCUUUCAUUUCUGUACUGUCAAGCAUCUAAACCUCCACUUGAACUCUGGUCACUUAGACUGUAGUUAAGGUUUUAUCCCUCUAUGCUACUGUUGCAGGAUAGAAAAAGUAUGUGUGUUUGAAGCUGACAAUUUAAUUUAAUGAAAUGAGUUUAUCUAGUCCUUAACUGAGUUGAUGCAAAAGACCCAUUUCUGCCAUAACUCAUCACCAAGUUGUACUGCGAUGUUUUGCUGCUUUUUAUUGGAGGUCUUGAUGUACAGAGGGAAAUAGCUGGUAGAAAAAAAAUGCUGAUGAUUCACUGCAGUCCUCCAGCAUGUGUUUUUCAAUUCCUCCUUUUGGGAAAAAGUGUUACUACUUAACAACUUGACUAUACUGUUGUAUACCAGAUUCCUCACGUUGUUGAUCUGGUGUACCAUUUGUUAAAUAAGAAACAAGUCUUGAGUAAUGGGUUCUUAUCUGUAAUGGCUUUUUUGCAUGGCCACAUGGUUAAAGUUUGUCUUGCUGGUUUUUAGUCUGAUUACUUCUCAGGUAGCAUUCUGCUAUACAAAAAUGAUGUCUAAUGUUUCUGUCCUUCAAGAUAUUUGACGUACCAGCUGAUAAAUAUCCAGCUUAAAAACUUUAGUGUUUUUUUAUUAAGUUAUAUUAUAAACAGAGUUGUUUUAUUCUUUACAUAAUUUCCUAAAUUUUAUUAAAAUUAUGGUUAAAGCUAAAGGUAUUUUUAGAUGUAAAUUGUUGCAAUGAUGGGUACUGAACAACUAUGUAAAUAUGAAAAAUAUGUUUAUUUCUCACUUUCUGUAUAAUACACAGGUGUAAAAUAAAUAAUAGAAAAUGCUUGUGUUUUUUUGUAUUAAUAAAAUUGUGAUACAUUUUGGAAACUUAA
This is a messenger RNA of Protopterus annectens (West African lungfish), 6719 nucleotides long. RefSeq names its product translocase of outer mitochondrial membrane 40 (gene TOMM40). Gene Ontology annotation, biological process: protein import into mitochondrial matrix. Lineage: Eukaryota; Metazoa; Chordata; Ceratodontiformes; Protopteridae. The transcript has 10 exons. The record is from RefSeq and is a predicted model, not a curated record. Gene Ontology annotation, molecular function: transmembrane protein transporter activity. Gene Ontology annotation, cellular component: mitochondrial outer membrane; mitochondrial outer membrane translocase complex. The coding region runs from base 359 to 1372 and encodes 337 amino acids.